AUGAUUAAUUUAGAAAAAUUCUUUUUAUAUUCAGCAUUUUAUAUACUAUAUAUAUUUCCUUAUAUAAUUACUUCAGCCUAUUUUAGUUUAAAUGAUGAGUAUUUAGAAAAGGGAAAUGUUAAAAGAUCAAUAGAAAAAAUAAUUAAUUUUAAAUAUGAUAAUGAAAUAAUGGAUGAUUUAUCAAUAAAUAAUAGAAAAAAAAGAAAUAUAAAAAUAAAGUUAGGAAAAUUUAGAUGGGAUUCAUUUAUAGAUUAUUAUGUUUCUUUUCCUUUAGGACAUUCUAAGAUAAAAAAAGUAAUAAAUGUUUUAGAAACUACAACAUGUUUAAGAUUUAGAGAAGCAAAAAGCUUAUAUGGUUGUGUGUCAGGUAUUCUAUUUGUUUCAUCAACUCGUUGUCAUAGUCACUUAGGAAGAGAAACUGAUAGGAAUUGGCAAAGAAUAGAAAUUGCACGAGAAUGUUAUAAUGAAGGAGAAAUUUUACAAUUGAUAUUACGUACAUUGGGAGUAAUUUAUGAACAUAAUCGGGUUGAUAGAAAUUAUUUUGUACAAGUUGUUGAAGAAAAUAUUCUGCCAUUUGCUAAAAAACAUUUUGAAUUAUUCAGAAAAAGUGUAUUUAAUGAUAAAUUUUUGCCUUAUGAAUAUGGAUCCAUAAUGCAUUUCGGAAUGUAUAAUUAUAGUAGAAAUGGAGGUAAAACAUUAGUUACAUUUAAUCGUUUAUAUGAAAAUACUAUGGGACAACAUGAUAUGAUUACUUUUAACGAUAUAAGAACUUUAAAUAUGCAUUUUUGUUCUGAUGUGUGUAGAAAUCGAAUCAUAUGCGAAAAUUAUGGAUAUCAGAAUCCAAAUAAUUGUAAUCAAUGUUUGUGUAUUGAAGGAUAUGCAGGUGUUUCAUGUGAAAAAACUGCAAAAACACGACCAUUUUGUUCCAAGAGUGUGUUUUUAGUAACCAAUAAGCCUUUAUUUUGGAAUAUAACUGGAGUGAAACAUUGUGUAUAUCAUUUAAAAGCAAAUAACUUUCACAAAAUUAAAAUUGUUCUUUUAAAAGUUAGAAUGGAUACUUCAUUUUCAAUGAUGUGUUCAUCAAGUGAUACACUUGAAAUUAAAUUUCUUAGAAACAAAUCUUUAACAGGUGCAAGGUUUUGCCACCAGAAGUUUCCUAAAUUUAUUAAAUCACAUGAUAAUUAUGUUAUUAUACAAUAUAAAAGUUAUGAUCCUAGAAGUUUUGUUCAUAUGUAUUUUAAAAGCUCUCAUUGA
Molecule: messenger RNA, 1254 nt
Organism: Strongyloides ratti
Lineage: Eukaryota; Metazoa; Nematoda; Chromadorea; Rhabditida; Strongyloididae
Product: Astacin-like metalloendopeptidase
Exons: 2
Coding region: 1-1254 (417 amino acids)
Biological process (GO): proteolysis
Molecular function (GO): zinc ion binding; metalloendopeptidase activity
Source: RefSeq, a predicted model, not a curated record